AUGAAAAUGAUGAUUUAAUCAGAGUCCCAACACUUAGAAGGUUAAUCAGAGCAAUAAAUAAAAUAUAUCAAUUGUUUGAAAUAACUCAAUCAAAAAACAGAAGAAACGCUAGAAAAAUUAUAGGUCUAUCAGGAAGAAUUGAAGCAACUCUUACAUAAAGGAAAGCAAGAUCAAGGACCUAAAUUUGAUCCAAUUUAAUUCAUUAAAAGUGUAACAACUGCAUAGCAAUAAACUGAUAAUUCUAAUUAGAAAAAAAGCGAUGUUGAAUAAAACUAAUCUUUCGUACAAGAGAUUACUCAAAAUCCAUAGAUUCAAUAAUAGGAAAUAUAAGAAAACUAAGGCUUUUUUAAAUAUAGUUAUUUAGCAGCGAUCACAGCAUCAAUAGUAAUAGGAGUUAUUAUUAAAAAAAAAUUACUAUGA
Molecule: messenger RNA, 420 nt
Organism: Paramecium tetraurelia
Lineage: Eukaryota; Ciliophora; Oligohymenophorea; Peniculida; Parameciidae
Exons: 3
Source: RefSeq, a predicted model, not a curated record